Molecule: messenger RNA, 1749 nt
Organism: Lolium perenne
Lineage: Eukaryota; Viridiplantae; Streptophyta; Magnoliopsida; Poales; Poaceae
Product: transcription termination factor MTERF8, chloroplastic-like
Biological process (GO): regulation of DNA-templated transcription
Molecular function (GO): double-stranded DNA binding
Source: RefSeq, a predicted model, not a curated record
ACUUUGGGUGAAGCCCACUUGUCUAUUUCGGAUGAUGUUCGAGGCCGGUGGUGCUGACCCUGACAGUGAGAAUUCACGAUCCCCAUCGAUCCCCAUUCUCAACGGAAUCGCCGCCGGCGCCGCCACGCCAUGCUCCGCCUGCGAAGCUGCAUCCUCACCCGUCUCCUCUCCUCUCCCUCCUGCGCGAGUCCCAUCACCCCUCUCCACCGACUGCUCUCAGCGGCUACGGCCGACCCAAGCCCAGCGUUCGCCGUCGAGCAGUACCUCGUCGACACCUGCGGCCUCACCCGGCCCCAAGCCCUCAAGGCCUCCGCCCAGCUCGCCCACCUCAAGUCCCCCUCCAAGCCCGACGCCGUGCUCGCCUUCCUCGCGGACCUCGGCCUCUCCAGCGCCGACGUCGCCGCCGCCGUCGCAGGGGACCCGCAGUUGCUCUGCGCCGACGUGGACAAGACCCUGGCCCCCGUCGUCGCCGGGCUCACCGGCCACGGCCUCUCGCGCACCGAGGUCGCGCGCCUCGUCUCGCUCGGCCGCACCAUCUUCCGCUGCAGAUCCAUCGUCUCCAACCUCCCAUACUACCUAUCGCUCUUCGGAUCCUACGAGAACCUCCAACAAUUACUCAAGCAGCGCCCCGAACUCCUCGGAUGCAGCCUGGAGAAGGUGGUCAAGCCCAACGUCGCGUUCCUGCGGGAGUGCGGGUUAGGAGACUGCAUCCUCUCGACGCCGCGCAUACUUUCCACCAACCCAGAGCGCCUCCCUGCAAUGGUCGCAUGCGCUGAAGGCCUCGGCGUACCCCGCAGAUCUCCGAUGUUCAGGCAUGUGCUAUACGCUGUUGCAAUCGUCGGCGAGGAUAAAAUCGCCGCCAAAGUGGAUUACUUGAAGAAAACCUUCAGGUGGUCGGAUGCUCAAGUGGGUAUUGUUGCUUGUAGGAAUCCACAGGUGCUGUCGAGGUCCAAGGGCACGCUGCAGCGCUUGUCCGAGUUCUUUAUCUCUGAGAUGGGGUUGGAACCUGCGGACAUUGCUCAUCGUUCAGUAGUGCUCACUUAUAGCCUGGACAGCCGCCUCAAGCCCCGGUACUACGCUGUAAAGUUCCUCAAGGAAAAUGGAUUGGUAAAGUGCUUCCCGAGCUACUUCACGAUUUUCAACAUGAUCGACAAGGUGUUCGUGGAGAGGUACAUAUGCCCUCACAAGGAAGCUGCUCCACACCUCUAUCAAGACUAUGUUGCCGCUUGCAAAGGCGAAGUGUCCACUAGAUUCUUAUCUGCUUGAAACAAGAGCCUGACAUGAAAAAUUGUAAUGCUCACUUAUCAGUAAUGCUCACUUAUAGCCUGGACAGCCGCCUCAAGCCCCGGUACUACGCUGUAAAGUUUCUCAAGAAAAAUGGAUUGGUCAAGAGCUUCCCGAGCUACUCUACAAUUUUCCACCUGACCGACAAGGUAUUUGUGGAGAGGUACAUAUGCCCUCACAAGGAAGGCUGCUCUGCACCUCUAUGAAGACUAUGGUGCUGCUUGCAAAGGGGAAGUAUCCACUAGAUUCUUAUCUGCUUGAACCAAGACCCUUACAAGUUACAUGGAAAUGUGGAACUUUUUUGUGGCAAAACAAAGUUUUCACUCCUUGCAGUAAACUGCUUAGUCUUGUUUCAGUGUUCGCCAAAUUAGACGCUGCUUAUCCUCUAUUCUAUGUAUGCUACAUGCUGGUUUGGUCAUUGCUAAGUGCUAAUGCAUGAUGAAAAUGAUAAUUUGAUUCAUGAAA